AUGAAAAACUAACAUUUUGGAAAAAUGAAUUCUCAUUUUAAAUCAUUUAUUCAAACUGCAAAAACAGGCACAAGUACAACUGCAAGUAUAAGCUUGACUAAUAUAAAGAAUUCACAAUAUACAGGAUAAAUAUCAAUAGGAGAUCCAUAGAAUGUUUUUAGUGUUAUAUAUGAUACAGGAUCAGCUAACGUAUGGAUAAACUCAAAAAUAUGUAAAGAUUAAGGUUGUAAAAAAAGAAAAUAAUAUGACCAUGAUAGAUCUGAAAAUUAUGAAAGAGAAAAUCUGCAUUUAGAUGUUGAAUUUGGAACAGGAGAAUUAAAAGGUGAAUUUAGUUAAGAUACAUUCUAUUUUGGGGGAAUUUAAAUAGAUAAAUAAGAUUUUAUAGAAAUUGGAGAAGAAAUAGGGAUGGUUUUUUAAGAUUAAUAAUUUGAUGGAAUUAUUGGAUUAGCUUUUCCUAGUAUGGCAGCUUAUAAUAAGAAUUCUAUUUUUGAUAAUAUUAUUUAAUAAAAGAAAUUAAAUAAAAAUAUUUUGUCUUUUUAUAUGAGCAAAAAUUAAGGAAGAAAUGAUUCUUAAUUAACUAUCGGAGGCAUUGAUAAAAGUAAAGUUUUUGGGCAAGUUAAUUAUCAUAAGGUUUUGAAAGAUUACUAUUGGAUUUUUAAAGCUGAUAAUAUUCUUUUAGGAGGAAAAGAUGUUGGUUUAUGUGACAAAGUAUGUUAUUUAAUUGCUGAUACUGGUACUUCUUUGAUUACUGCACCUGAAUAGAAGGCUUUCACUUUAUUAGAACUUAUUAAUGUUAAUGAGGAUUGUUCGAAUAAAUAUUAGAUAAAUAAUCUUGAUCUAACUUUUAUUGUUGAUGGUCAUAAAUAUUCACUUACUCCUUAAGAAUAUAUAAUCGAAGAAAAACUAACACAAGGAUACACAUUUGCAGGAACUUAAAAGACUAUUUGUUAACUUGGAGUUAUGCCUCUUGAUAUUCCUAAUGAUGAAGAUGGAUUUUAAUAUGAAUAAGCUUGGAUUUGUAAAUAUAUGGAAAUAGUAAAAUGA
Molecule: messenger RNA, 1044 nt
Organism: Ichthyophthirius multifiliis
Lineage: Eukaryota; Ciliophora; Oligohymenophorea; Hymenostomatida
Exons: 4
Biological process (GO): proteolysis
Molecular function (GO): aspartic-type endopeptidase activity
Source: RefSeq, a predicted model, not a curated record